This is a messenger RNA of Rhodamnia argentea, 1629 nucleotides long. Its product is annotated as two-component response regulator ORR9-like. The record is from RefSeq and is a predicted model, not a curated record. Gene Ontology annotation, biological process: phosphorelay signal transduction system; cytokinin-activated signaling pathway. The transcript is spliced from 5 exons. Lineage: Eukaryota; Viridiplantae; Streptophyta; Magnoliopsida; Myrtales; Myrtaceae. The coding region runs from base 554 to 1294 and encodes 246 amino acids.
CUUAAAGUUUUCAAAGUCUUCCCUUCUAUCCGAAUCUACUCGUGAAAUUUUCAAGAACCCUAUUUCUUUUCCUUAGAAAAAACACCAACCCGGGCACGUACCAAUUAUGACAAAAGUGGGAAAAAAGAUCUUGGGAUUUUCCUUGGCAAUCAAACAAAAUCCAAUCCAAUGAGAGGCAGAGAGAUUACAAGUGGUUGUACCAAAAGGGGGACUUAAAGAGGGAGAGAAUCUAGCCAGGGAGAUCACAAGCAAUAAAGAAAAGCACAGACCAUCUCCUCCCGCAACAAACAGUUGCUUCUCAACUACUUCAUGUAUCGAACCUACGGAACAACCGCACACACGAUCACCACCGCCACCGCCACCUUCUCUCUCUCUCUCUCUCUCUCUCUCUCUCAGUGACCAUAUAAAAAGGGGCCAGUCACAGCAAUAUCUAGACAUGGUUACAGUAAUGGUCCUGAUCAGCAAGAACCGCAAAUUCUAACAAACCCUCCUUGGAGUUUCGACCUCCUCUUCUUUUGUUUUGCGAUUUCUAACUCAUCUGUAAGACAAGUAUAUGGAGCUAACAUCAGAUGUUGAAGACACCCAACAGCAACAGCAGCUACAUGGAGGAGGAGAAGGAGGGCAGCAUUUCCAUGUGCUAGCGGUGGACGACAGCCACGUGGACAGGAAGCUCUUGGAGAGGCUCCUCAAGGACUCAUCCUACGAAGUUACAUGUGUGGAUUCUGGGGACAAGGCGCUCAAGUUUCUGGGCUUGCUUGAUGAUCCCAGCAAUUUACAUGCCCAGGAUGGGUUUGAUAAUUCCAGUGCUGUUGCUUCUGCUUCAUCUUCUCCGUUGCAGCCAUCACUUCAAGAGGGGACCAAAGUCAACUUGAUCAUGACAGACUACUGUAUGCCCGGGAUGAGCGGCUAUGAUUUGCUUAGACGAGUCAAGGUACUUCCUCAGGGAUCUUACUGGAAAGAUGUGCCGGUUGUGGUCAUGUCAUCGGAGAACGUGCCUUCAAGAAUCAACAUGUGCUUGGAAGGAGGAGCCGAUGAGUUCUUGUUGAAACCAGUCCGGCUAUCAGAUCUAGAGAAGCUUCAGCCAUACAUUUUGAAGUCUCUCAAUAACCCCUGUGAAGACAUCGAAGGUGACAGCAUAGAUGAUAGUGAAGACGAGAAGAUCAAGAAGAACAACCAGAAAGAGGACAACACCAAUAAGUGCAGCACCAGUACCAAUAAUGUUGCCAAGAGGAAGGCAAUGUCUGCCGAGCCAACCGAUAGAAGACCCAAAAUCAAAGGAUUGGCGGUGGUAUGAUAAGAAUUGUGAACUAAUCGGUCGAUCAACAGCGCGCCGCUGCGUCUUCGUCUGGACGUUUGCUAGUGGGAAACUCCACUUGCAUCACAUAUCUUUACUUGUUCAUUACAUAAGCUCCUUCCAUUGGUUACUAUGUUCAUGAAAGGGAAGGAAAGGAAAGGAAGGAAAAGUUCAAAGUCUCUGCAAUGGAAAGCCUAAUGUUUCUGGUCAGAAAGGGAUCAUCAUUUUGUUGUUUGGAUAAUUACCAAUUGGUAAUUAACCCCACUAUGCAGCUCUCUACUUGGGGACAAGGUUUUCCUAUGCCGUAGUGAACUGAAUUUGUCAUUUCUAUCUAA